Molecule: messenger RNA, 930 nt
Organism: Aspergillus bombycis
Lineage: Eukaryota; Fungi; Ascomycota; Eurotiomycetes; Eurotiales; Aspergillaceae
Gene: mrsA
Product: putative mitochondrial carrier protein
Exons: 8
Coding region: 1-930 (309 amino acids)
Biological process (GO): iron import into the mitochondrion
Cellular component (GO): mitochondrial membrane
Molecular function (GO): ferrous iron transmembrane transporter activity
Source: RefSeq, a predicted model, not a curated record
AUGGCGGUCUCCGAACAAAUCCCCGGGCAGGAGUUAGAAUAUGACUACGAGGCCCUCCCGUCUAACUACGGCCUCGGCCGGAAUAUGCUGGCUGGUGCCUUCGCAGGGAUAGCGGAACAUGCUGUCAUGUAUCCGGUGGACUUGUUGAAGACUCGCAUGCAAAUCCUGCAUCCUGCGAACGGCGGACUUUACACCGGUCUCACUAACGCAUUUUCCACAAUCUACCGAAUUGAGGGCUGGCGGACAUUAUGGAAGGGUGUUUCCAGUGUUAUUGUUGGUGCUGGCCCCGCCCACGCUGUCUACUUUGGCACAUAUGAAAUUGUAAAGGAUCUUGCCGGUGGCAAUGUCGAUGACGGUCACCAUCCCCUAGCUGCAGCUAUGAGUGGUGCCUCGGCGACCAUUGCCAGUGACGCUUUGAUGAACCCCUUUGAUGUGAUUAAGCAACGGAUGCAAGUUCAUGGCUCGGUACACAAGACCAUCCUUCAAUGCGCCCGGUCUGUCUACCGAACGGAAGGUCUGCAGGCUUUCUACGUUUCCUACCCUACCACACUUUGCAUGACAGUCCCCUUCACUGCUACACAGUUCGUCGCCUAUGAGUCCAUUUCUAAGGUUAUGAACCCCUCCGGGGAUUACGACCCGUUCACCCACUGCAUUGCGGGUGGUCUCGCAGGCGCUUUCGCAGCUGGUCUCACAACACCACUCGACGUGGUCAAGACGCUCCUCCAGACCCGCGGUUUGGCACAGAACGAGGAAAUUCGGUCGGCGAAGGGUCUUUUCAACGCCGCGGCCAUUAUCAAGCGGCAGUUCGGUUGGAGUGGUUUCCUGCGUGGCGCUCGUCCUCGCAUCAUUUCUACGAUGCCCAGCACAGCCAUUUGCUGGACCUCUUAUGAGAUGGCCAAGGCGUACUUCAAGCGCCAGGAGCUCAUCUAA